Molecule: messenger RNA, 1755 nt
Organism: Symbiodinium sp. CCMP2456
Lineage: Eukaryota; Dinophyceae; Suessiales; Symbiodiniaceae
Source: the annotation of a GenBank genome assembly
AUGGCAGCACCCGAUGCUAGCUGUGCCGCGGACUUGCAGUGCUUGCUGAUGCAGCAGCACCGGGAGAUCAUGCAGCAGUUGGCAGCACAGCAUUCUGCAUUGCAGAACGUUGUGUUCAAAGCACGCCUUCAAACUACUGGGAGCCUUUUGGAGCCCGCAGCAUCGCCAUUCCCAGUUGCAGAACGCCAGUCGAUCCGGUCCAGUGUCGCUUCCUCAGCCAGCUCGAUUAGAGAAGUGGAAGCCAGCAUGAGCAUGAAAGCGGAACAAUCGUCGUCCUCGCCUCCCCUUGGCCCGCAGCGCCGGUAUCUGAAGACUUUCUCAGCACUUGACCGCGCACUUCGACGGGCGGCUUCCGAAGUGCAUCGAUCAAAGAAGGAGUUGCUCCCAUCUCAUGCGGAAGGUGCAGAUUCCCGGCAUGGUUGCCUUGUCGAGAUUUGCUCACAUCCGUUCUUCGAAGCAGGCUGCACACUCGUGGUUCUGGCUAAUGCGAUUUUCAUCGGAUUCGAAACCCAGCACGCUAUCCAAUAUCCCGGGUCGAUGCCGCCGGAGUUUUUUGUCACACAAGCAGCCUUUGCAGCAAUAUUUAUGGUCGAGCUCUUGAUGCGAAUCUGCGCCGGUGGCAAGCGUGUCUUCUUUUCGAAAGAGUGGAUGUGGGGCUGGCUGGAUCUCGUUGUUGUGGUCACCUCCGUGUGGCAAGUGGUGAAUGAUGCUUUUAUCAUGUACUCGGAAGACCCGGAACGUGGUGGUUCUGCUACAACUUUAUCCAGCAUCCGAGCCUUCAGAAUCAUCCGUGUUGCACGCAUCCUGAGAGCCGUGCGAAUCGUCAAAGUCCUCCGCUUUGUGACGGCGUUAAGAACAUUGGUCACCUCAAUAUUUCAUACGCUCAAGUCUUUGUUCUGGGCGAUGGUGUUGCUGGUGCUCAUCGUCUAUGUCUUUGCAGCACUUUUCUCGCAAGCGAUUCACGACCACAUGAACUCUGCGGGUGAGUCAAUGGAUACGGAGGACAUGGAGGCCGCUCGCCGCUAUUUUGGGUCGCUGGCCUACACCAUGCUCAGCCUCUUCAUGAGUAUCUCUGGUGGCGUGAGCUGGUUUGAGGUCAUUCGUCCCCUCGAGGCGAUCUCCCUCGGAUGGGUCUUUUGCUUUCUUUUUUACGUGAGUUUUACGUACUUCGCUGUGCUGAACGUCGUAACCGCGGUAUUCUGUCAAGUUGCCAUAGAUAGUGCGCAACAAGACCAUGCGUCGGUCAUCCAGUCCAUCCUCGAGAACAAGGAGGCGCACCUGGAGAAGAUUCGUGGACUAUUCAGCCAAUUCGGCGGGGAGGACUGCACGACAAUUACAUUUGCGAUGUUUGAGGAGACGAUCAAGUCGCCAGAGGUUCGUGAAUAUUUUGAAAGCUUGGGCCUUGAUAUCUGGGAUGCAUGGUCGUUUUUCAAGCUGUUGGAUCUGGACGCCGGUGGUGAGGUGGAGAUAGACGAGUUCCUGAUGGGAUGUUUGCGCUUGAGAGGCAAUGCGCGGGCUGUCGAUGUUGGAAAACUUAUCCAUGAUCAAACCUGGCUCAUCAAAAUGUUUGGACGCUUUCAAUGGCAUGUGGAGGAUCAGUUGUCUCAGCUGACUGCAGCGCUGUCAGUGCCGUCGGGAUCUGACGGCAUUGAAACAUUAUGUGACGACCUUGGCUCUGGACUUGGGCCAGAUGUUGCUUGCACGCCUUUGAAGCACCAUGAGAUUGCCGGGCUGAUGUCGGUGCACUAUCCGUGA